AUGAGAGCCUCAGUUGCGGUCCUAGUAGCCUUGGUGGGCGUGACCUGCGCUACCUACUAUGGUGACGAAUACAUCGUAUCAGGUAGCGGAUAUGGUAAAGGCUACGGUGGCUACGGGUUUGGUGGAGGAAACGGAGGAAUCAUUAUAGGAAAUGGAGGAGGAAAGGGCUACGGAGGAUAUAUGGGAUACGACGGCGGAUACGGAAAGGGAGGUGGCGUAAUCAUCAGCAGUGGAUAUGGAGGUUAUGGAAAAGGCGGUGGCUGGGGAGGUUACUCAAAUGGAGGCAACUGGGGAGGUUACGGAAAAGGAGGUAGCUGGGGAGGUUAUGGAAAAGGAGGCGGCUGGGGAGGUUAUGGAAAAGGUGGUAACGUUAUAAGUUAUGGAAAAGGAUUCGGAGGCGGUUACGGAGGUUACGGAAAAGGAGGUAGCUGGGGAGGUUAUGGAAAAGGAGGCGGCUGGGGAGGAUAUGGAAAAGGUGGUAACGUUAUAAGUUAUGGAAAAGGAUUCGGAGGCGGUUACGGAGGCUACGGAAAAGGAGGCGGCUGGGGAGGAUAUGGAAAAGGUGGCGGCUGGGGUGGAAAAGGCGGUUUCGGAGGAAACAUUAUAACCGUCAGUGGUGGCUUCGGAAAGGGAGGAUAUGGAAAUAUGGGAUACGGACAGGCUUAUCCAUCAUAUGGAAAGGGAAUGGGAGGCGGCGUUGUCAUUGGUGGUGGAUUUGGCAGAAAGGGAGGAAUGGUCUACUAA
Messenger RNA from Ylistrum balloti, 744 nucleotides. RefSeq lists its product as uncharacterized. NCBI's taxonomy places the organism in Eukaryota, Metazoa, Mollusca, Bivalvia, Pectinida, Pectinidae. The transcript has 2 exons. The record is from RefSeq and is a predicted model, not a curated record. The coding region runs from base 1 to 744 and encodes 247 amino acids.